Molecule: messenger RNA, 3902 nt
Organism: Rhinolophus ferrumequinum (greater horseshoe bat)
Lineage: Eukaryota; Metazoa; Chordata; Mammalia; Chiroptera; Rhinolophidae
Gene: ADRA1A
Product: adrenoceptor alpha 1A
Exons: 3
Coding region: 430-1830 (466 amino acids)
Biological process (GO): regulation of cardiac muscle contraction; regulation of vasoconstriction; adenylate cyclase-activating adrenergic receptor signaling pathway
Cellular component (GO): membrane
Molecular function (GO): alpha1-adrenergic receptor activity
Source: RefSeq, a predicted model, not a curated record
GAAUUCCAAAUUACGUGCAGAAUGCUGAAUUUUCUAAUCAGGAGGGAUCAGACAGUGCAGAAAACCGGACUCCGGUAAUUCUGGGAGUGCGUUUUGCAACGCGUCUCCUCCAGCUUGGCACCAAGCCUCCGAUCCGCGGGGAGUUGGAAGCUGCGGCCAGCGCAGCGGGUGGAGGAGGUCCGCGGGCAGCCCCGCGCACCCCUGGUCAUGUCGCCUUUCAUGCCCUGCCCCUUUGCGUGGCUUUCUGAGGGUUUCCAGGGCUGGCCGGGGUUGCUACCCACCCGCGCGCUCUCUGUCACCCCCAGCCAACCCCAGCGGGCAAGGCUCCCCCGAGCCGAGACCUUUUGACUCCCUGGUCCCUCACUCCCGCCUCCGCCCCCGCCCGGGGGUGGCCCUGGAGACACGGAGCUCGCUCGCCCAGCAGAGACCAUGGUGUUUCUCUCUGGAAAUGCCUCCGACAGCUCCAACUGCACUCACCCUUCGGCGCCGGUGAACAUUUCCAAGGCCAUUCUGCUCGGGGUGAUCUUGGGGGGCCUCAUCCUUUUCGGAGUACUGGGGAACAUCCUGGUGAUCCUCUCCGUGGCCUGCCACCGGCAUCUGCACUCGGUCACUCACUACUACAUUGUCAACCUGGCCGUGGCUGACCUUCUGCUCACCUCCACCGUGCUGCCCUUCUCCGCUAUCUUCGAGGUCCUGGGCUACUGGGCCUUUGGCAGGGUCUUCUGCAGUAUCUGGGCGGCGGUGGACGUCCUGUGCUGCACCGCGUCCAUCCUGGGGCUCUGCAUCAUCUCCAUUGACCGCUACAUCGGCGUGAGCUACCCGCUGCGCUAUCCCACCAUCGUCACCCAGAAGAGGGGUCUCAUGGCUCUGCUCUGUAUUUGGGCGCUCUCUCUCGUCAUCUCCAUCGGGCCUCUGUUCGGCUGGAGGCAGCCGCCCCCAGAGGAUGAGACCAUCUGCCAGAUCACCGAGGAACCCGGCUAUGUGCUCUUCUCUGCGCUGGGCUCCUUCUACGUGCCCUUGGCCAUCAUCCUCGUCAUGUACUGCCGGGUCUACGUGGUGGCCAAGAGGGAGAGUCGGGGCCUUAAGUCCGGACUCAAGACCGACAAGUCGGACUCGGAGCAGGUGACUCUCCGCAUCCAUCGGAAAAAUGUCCCGGUAGGAGGCAGCUCGAGGUCCAGCACUAGGAACAAGACGCACUUCUCCGUGAGACUCCUCAAAUUUUCCCGGGAGAAGAAAGCGGCCAAAACACUGGGCAUCGUGGUCGGCUGCUUCGUCCUCUGCUGGCUGCCUUUUUUCUUAGUGAUGCCCAUUGGGUCUUUCUUCCCUGAUUUCAAGCCCUCAGAAACAGUUUUUAAAAUCACGUUUUGGCUUGGAUACCUAAACAGCUGCAUCAAUCCCAUUAUAUACCCAUGCUCCAGUCAAGAGUUUAAAAAGGCCUUUCAGAACGUCUUGCGAAUGCAGUGUCUUCGCAGAAAGCAGCCUUCCAAACGUGCCCUGGGCUAUACCCUGCACCCACCCAGCCAUGCACUGCAGGGGCAGCACAAGGACCUGGUACGCAUCCCCGUGGGCUCAGGAGAGACCUUCUAUAAGAUCUCCAAGACGGAUGGGGUCUGUGAAUGGAAGUUUUUCUCUUCCCUGCCCCGUGGAGCAGCCAGGAUUACAGUACCCAAAGACCAAUCAGCCUGCACCACAGCCCGGGUGAGAAGUAAAAGCUUUUUGCAGGUCUGCUGCUGCAUGGGGCCCUCGACCCCCAGCCAUGGAGAGAUCCAUCAAGUUCCAACCAUUAAGAUCCACACCACCUCCCUCAGUGAAAACGGGGAGGAAGUCUAGAGGACAGGAAAGGACUUUUAAGCAUGAAACCACCUGCACGCAGCUCCAGUCGAGCCUGGUUGGAACACUGUUGGCAUCUGCUCCUUGUCUACAAACUGUGCUGUGGAGCAGGGCUGAGCCCAGGCUGCUGCGGGGUCCACCAUCUUCAAAAAGCAAUGGCAGCAGUGGCCUCCUGGCCUCCAAAGUCCCUGCAAGUUGAGUGAGUGGAGAUGACCAUUGGGGGACGGGGCUGGCAAAAGCAAGUCAGGAUUUCAGCAGAGGAACCCCCAGCCCCGGACCAGUGCUCCCAUCAGCAUUACCUCAUUCAUGCUCCCCCAGACUCAAAUGCUAGGAGGGCUGAGAAUGGACCUUAUCUGCUGUGUGCAGGAAAGUGUCGUUUCUUCUUCGUUCCUGCAAUGUGGAUUACUGAGUCUCCCACCUAAAAAGGUUAUGGUGGUUGGGGUGGGGGCUGUUGAGAAGGAGAAGGAAGACCUACCAAGGACACUGCUCAAAGCAGUGGAAAGAUGGAUGGUUCUGUAAUAUGUUGCUGCAACUGAUAAGCAAGGAACUGCCAUAAAGCUGAUGCUUAUUCAUUUGCAAAGACAAAGUAGUUGCCUUUCCUUUUCGUGUGACUCAGGAGUGAUUACAUUACUUUCCCUCCCUACCACAGUCAACAUGGCCGCGUUACAAACUGGACAGGAUUAUUGAUAAACUAUAAGAAAUACAAACUUAAUUAGGCAAAAAAAGAAAUCUAAGAACAAAUUUAUACUCUAUCUGGAGAGGAAAAAUAAAAUAAAGGCACUAUUAAAAAGCCUGCAUAUAGUAGGUGCCUAUUAAAGAAGUGAACACAGAUAAUCCCAACAGGAAAACUCCAAAUACUCUCUUCCAUUUAUACAAUACUUCAUGCUUGUCAAAGUACUCCUGCCAAUCUCAUGUUAUUCCUGAGUAUUAUGCCAUAAUACAGAUUAUCUGCAUUUAGCAUAUGAAGAAAUGAGGUGGGGUGGGGAGAGGCUUAAGGAUUUCUUUGAAUAUCCCCAUAUCCAGCCUCUGACUCCUUUUGCCAUGAACCUUCAAUAUCCCCAAGGUCCACUGUGUUUCUUGAGGCCCUGACUUUCAUAUUUCCUUCCUUCCUCGCUGAUCUAUAUUUUCAGCUUGAUUUGUACCUUCUCUCCUAUUCCAGCUCUGCCAGACGCUGGGUAGUACAAGUUCUAGGAGCUGCGUGCUUAUUUGUCUAUGCUUCUCUCAUUGGCCAAAAGACAAGAUGAUACAAUUCUGCUCUUUCUCCCUAGAUAGGCAGCAGCUGAGCUAAGGAAAUAAGCAGAGUGGGGGUCUCUUGGCUUGCACUAAGGGUGACAUGUAAGGCAAAGCCAGCACUGAUUGACAACUUACGGACCUCGGGAAUGGAAAGGGAGUUUCAAGACACUCCCUUCCCGGGGAGCCUGGGGGUCCCUGUACACACCCUGACCAUGACUCUCACUUCCUCUCCUGCACCAGGAUGCACUUGGCAAGAAAAAUACAGAGAAGCACAGACAGUUCCCAGCUUAGGAGCUGGGCGUGUUCCAAGCUCAUCUGCUGCAAGUCAAGAAAGCGUUCUUCCAAGAGGCAUUGUUAUACAUGGAGGAAAGGGAGGAUGCUUCCAGAUGAACCAAAGAAUAAAGACCUACUUAGUGCACACCAGGGAGUGACGAACUUUUCCUAUAAAUGGCUAGAGAGUAAAUAUUGUAGGCACUGUGGGCCAUGCAGUCUCUGUCACACAUUGUUUUUUUGUUUAAGUUUGCGGGGGGGCAACCCUCUAAAAAUGUAGAAACCAUUCUCAGUUCACAGGCAUCGGCCAGAUUUAGCUGUGGGCUGUAGUUUGCCAUCCCUGAUCCACGUGUCUCUCGCUUACAAAUAAUAGUGCAAAUAAUGCUGAGCAGUGGAUUUUCGUGUUCAACACACAAGCACCUUUUUAAAAAUAUGCCAUUGACACAUCCCCACUUGACGACAGGAGUGUUCCCAACCUGCAUGAAUUGUUAGGUAAAAUGACAGGUUCAUAUUCAGGGGUGCGACCUGUCUACCCAAAAGAUACACUUUAGUAUAUCAUUGUGAUUUUC